AUGAGUGAGAGCCGCAGUCCAAGGCCAAAGCGAGCGGCUGCCUUAAGGGCAAAUGAAAGGUUAUUUGAACCGGAACUACUCUGGAAAGCUUUCGAAAAAGCCAAGCCACGGAUGUGUGGACAAGCGGCAAAGAAGACGAUUGAGGCCAUGGAAUUUCACCGCCAAUGCCCAGAUUACGAGUCCCCAAGCAAACAUCUCUUUUACAUCAGGAUCAAAGGAAAAGGGCGAAUAGACGAUCCCGAAUUAUAUUACUAUCCUUAUCUGUUGGUGCUCCAGGCCAUAUGGCCUUAUAGCGAACACGUUCAAACCAUUGCAAAGGCAUUUGCCAGGUACUGGGGUGUCCCUGACAUGUGGCGCGGCCCAAAGCAUUAUCCCAUACUCAACGACAGAGACCGCGAAAUGGAACUUUUCAUGGGCCUGAAACCAAGAGAGACCGAAGCACGAGAGGAUGAAAGUUCAGCAGGAAGUGGUGAAGACAAUGAAGAAGACGAAGAAGACGUUAAACAAGAGAACGAGGAAGAACAAGAACAAGAGCAAGAAGACGAACAGGGGGAGGAGCAAGAUGAAGAACAGGAGCACAAACAAGAACAACAGCUUGAAGGAGAGCAGGAUGAAGGUGAUGAGAAGCAGAAGGAACAGCAAGAUGAAGGAGAUGAGGAAACGAUUCCCGAUAUUUCCGACAUCGACACCAUUACUGACAUUGAUAAACUCGACAGACUGGAGUCUAUACUCGAAGUCAGAGAGAAAAAGUUUAUGUAUAAGAUACAGGAAACAAAGGAACGGGUCCGAAAGGUUCAAGAGAGCAAGCGAGACCUGUACAGGAAGAAGUCCAGUGCCUCGAAAAAGGCCGCGGAGAGACUCCAGGUGAGGCUCGACGCAGAGCGCAUGGUUUCUGACCACUGGGCCACCAAGGAAAGGGAGUAUAUCAAGAAACUCGAGCGAUCUUCAGCCACGUCUUCUGUCAUCUCUCCACCCCCUGAACAGGAGAGUGAACGUCCUGCCAAACGACAACGGGCUGCUGGACACAAGGAGUGA
Messenger RNA from Fusarium odoratissimum NRRL 54006, 1035 nucleotides. RefSeq lists its product as uncharacterized. NCBI's taxonomy places the organism in Eukaryota, Fungi, Ascomycota, Sordariomycetes, Hypocreales, Nectriaceae. The coding region runs from base 1 to 1035 and encodes 344 amino acids. The record is from RefSeq and is a predicted model, not a curated record. The transcript has a single exon.